AUGUAUUCCUCUGAGCUUCGCCAUGCCCAGGUCGAUCAUUCCAGCGACUGGAUCCGUUGGAAUCUGAGUCGGCUCCGGUUCAGCUCUUCUCGAUUCCAGCAAGUUCCGACAGGUUCCUUGCCGCCGGAUUCUGGCCGGAAUUGCGCAGAAAAUAUCCGAUCAGUUCCUGACCGUUUCCAGCUCGAAAGUGCAUCACGAAGUGACAGUGAAAGCACCAAAGAAAAUUACUGCCAUGGAGGGAGCGCUCGACCUGAACAAGUACUUAGCAACUUACCAUGUCUUCUUCAUGACGAAUACGACGAAGUAUAUUUGGAUCCAUUUCAAAUCGACGAAAACAAAAUCAAUCGUGUGCUUCGAUCGGGUGUUCGUCUUUGCCAGCCCAUGGAUAUAAACAUAGACAUGGACGAUCGAGCUGGUUUCCCUGGAUGA
This is a messenger RNA of Adineta ricciae, 429 nucleotides long. Lineage: Eukaryota; Metazoa; Rotifera; Eurotatoria; Adinetida; Adinetidae. The record is from the annotation of a GenBank genome assembly.